Molecule: messenger RNA, 177 nt
Organism: Perkinsus marinus ATCC 50983
Lineage: Eukaryota; Perkinsozoa; Perkinsida; Perkinsidae
Exons: 1
Coding region: 1-177 (58 amino acids)
Source: RefSeq, a predicted model, not a curated record
AUGGUUCGAAACAAUAUCAGGGUUGCAGAGUGGAUAGAAGCAUUCACCAAAGCUCGCACUGUUCUUAUUGAGCGCUACGGCAAAGACUGGUUCGCUGUGUAUGGCAAAUUCCAAAAGCGGCGUUUCAAGCUCGAAGAGACCCCUGCCGACUAUCUCACUGACCUCCAGCGUGUCUGA